AUGACUCCAUCGCUGGUGUUCCUCCUCGACGAUCUCAUCGCUGAAGUACUUUCCUUUCUUCCGGUGAAACCUCUUCUUCGAUUCAAGAGUGUUAGUAAGUCUUGGAAAAUACUCAUCUCCGAUCCCACAUUCGUGAAAUUGCACCUCAAGAGAUCAGCAGUACAAAAUCCUCACUUCACCCUAAUCAUGGGGCACGAAAAAUUUAUCCCUGGAGAGUCAUUCUAUGGUAUUGACGAUGAAUCUGAGAGGGAUUACAAUCUCGUUCCAUACCCUAUAAGUCGUUUACUAGAUAACCCGUCAUUCACCCUUCUUUUAGAUGAUCCUUACAAUAGUGUCACUUACUAUCAUGUCAACAACGACAUAUGCUCUCGUAUAAUUGGUUCAUGCAAUGGAUUGAUUUGUUUGGCUGAGACUUCUUUAACCCAUGAUGGGUAUCAAGAGAAUUGGCGUAGAGAGUAUUGGUUCCGUGUUUGGAACCCAUCCAUCAGGACAACAACAUCAGAAAAAUUUGGGUAUUUUUAUGAUUUUGGACCAAUUUCGGGGUAUGGAGGCGAUUUCAAUUUCAAAUUUGGUUUUGACAAUUCAACUGAUACUUAUAAGGUGUUGGCGUUCCGUUACAAUAGACUAAAAGGAAAUAGAAAUAUAAAGAUUCUAGGUUCGGGUGAUCAUGUUUGGAGAGAUAUUGCAUUUUUCCCGGUGGUUCCUCUUCGUUUGGACUAUAGUGAUCAUAUUCAUAGUGAACAUUGUAUGUGUGAUGGUGUUUACGUAAGUGGCACUUUUAACUGGUUGGCUAUCCACAACGACCUUCCCUAUCGUGUUAAGAAUAUUACAGUUGAACAUUUUGUUAUCGUUUCUCUUGAUUUAGGGACGGAGACAUACAAUCAAUAUCUGUUGCCUCUUGAUGAAGUGCCAUCUGCAGAACCAACCGUUGGUGUGUUGGGGGGCUGCCUUUGUUUUUCUUAUGCUUACAAAGAAACUGAUUUUGUUAUAUGGCAGAUGAAGAAAUUUGGGGAUGAAGAUUCUUGGUCUCAAUUCCUUAGAAUUAGUUAUCAAAAUCUUCUAAUAGAUUAUGACAUUUUUGACACUUAUUUUCGAUUGGUGCCAUUGCUUCUUUCUAAAGAUGGUGAUACAUUGAUACUUAAAAGCAGUCAAGAAUUUGAAGCAAUUAUCUAUCAUUGGAAAGAUAAUAGAGUGCAGAGAACAAAAAUUACUCCAAGUAGAACUAUUACUUAUGAUAGAAGAAUCACAAAUUGGGUGGCGUUUGUUUACGUUUCAGUUUUGUUUUACAACAAUUUGGAAAUGCCGGAAUGGAACAGUUCCCGACAUAUUGGCGAGGUUCUUGGAAGUUCCCGGCUCUGCGUGAAGUCUUUUGGGCACAUCUAA
This is a messenger RNA of Medicago truncatula (barrel medic), 1383 nucleotides long. Its product is annotated as F-box/kelch-repeat protein At3g23880. The coding region runs from base 1 to 1383 and encodes 460 amino acids. NCBI's taxonomy places the organism in Eukaryota, Viridiplantae, Streptophyta, Magnoliopsida, Fabales, Fabaceae. Gene Ontology annotation, molecular function: protein binding. The transcript has 2 exons. The record is from RefSeq and is a predicted model, not a curated record.